This is a messenger RNA of Phlebotomus argentipes, 5061 nucleotides long. It is a transcript of the gene Abl, whose product is annotated as tyrosine-protein kinase Abl. The coding region runs from base 1 to 4083 and encodes 1360 amino acids. Lineage: Eukaryota; Metazoa; Arthropoda; Insecta; Diptera; Psychodidae. Gene Ontology annotation, molecular function: ATP binding; protein binding; non-membrane spanning protein tyrosine kinase activity. The transcript is spliced from 7 exons. Gene Ontology annotation, biological process: protein phosphorylation. The record is from RefSeq and is a predicted model, not a curated record.
AUGGGCCAGCAACAGGGCAAGGAGCGCUCCGGCAGCUGUGGCGCGCCCGGGGCUGGGAGUGCGUCAGGAGGCGCCGUGGGUGGCGCCGGGGGCACCAUCUCGAGUGGCGGAGGCACCCUGGGUCACGGCGCCCUCCGCUCCAGCCGCAUGAAGCCGCGCCCCAAGGAGCAGCGCGGCAUCCUGGGCUCCAACAUCUUCACCGAGCACAGUGAGGCCCUCUUGCAAUCUCGCCCCUUGCCCCACAUCCCGCCGCCGGGCACCGUGGUGGGUCUGACGGAUGAGAUAAUUGCCCAGGGCACGGACAUCAGCCAUCUGACGAACGCCCAGAGUGUUCAGCAGUCGCAGGUGAGCUUCGAAGCGGCUCACCGCUGGACAUCCAAGGAGAAUCUGCUCACGCCCGGUCCAGAGGAGGAUGAUCCACAGCUCUUCGUGGCACUGUAUGACUUCACGGCCGGCGGGGAGAAUCAGCUGAGCCUGCGGAAGGGCGAGCAGGUGCGCAUCCUGUCGUACAACAAGUCGGGCGAGUGGUGUGAGGCGCACAGUGACAGCGGACUGGUGGGAUGGGUGCCAUCCAACUACGUGACGCCGGUGAAUUCACUGGAGAAGCACUCGUGGUAUCAUGGACCAAUAUCGAGGAAUGCUGCUGAAUAUUUGCUGAGUUCUGGCAUCAAUGGGAGCUUCUUGGUGCGCGAGAGUGAGAGCUCACCGGGCCAGAGGAGCAUCAGCUUGAGAUAUGAGGGGAGAGUGUAUCACUACAGGAUACAGGAGGAUUCAGACGGGAAGGUCUAUGUGACGACUGAAGCGAAGUUCAACACUCUGGCAGAACUUGUGCACCACCACAGUGUUCUGCAUGAGGGACACGGACUGAUUACACCGCUGCUCUAUCCGGCGCCCAAGCAGAAUAAGCCCACAGUGUUCCCGCUCAGUCCGGAGCCAGAUGAGUGGGAGAUCAGCCGGACGGACAUCGUGAUGAGGCAUAAGUUGGGCGGCGGUCAAUAUGGCGAAGUGUACGAGGCGGUGUGGAAGAGAUACGGAAACACGGUGGCGGUGAAGACGCUGAAAGAGGACACAAUGGCUCUCAAAGACUUCCUCGAGGAGGCGUCCAUCAUGAAGGAGAUGAAGCAUCCCAAUCUCGUGCAGCUCAUUGGCGUGUGCACUCGCGAGCCGCCCUUCUACAUCAUCACGGAAUUCAUGAGUCACGGAAAUCUGCUGGACUUCCUCAGGACGGCCGCCCGGGAAACACUGGAUGCCGUUGCAUUGCUCUACAUGGCAACUCAGAUCGCAUCUGGGAUGAGUUACUUGGAGAGUCGUAAUUAUAUUCAUCGAGAUCUUGCGGCGCGAAAUUGUCUCGUGGGAGAGAAUAAUCUGGUGAAGGUGGCAGACUUUGGGCUGGCCAGGCUCAUGCGUGAUGACACGUACACAGCUCAUGCGGGAGCGAAGUUUCCCAUCAAGUGGACUGCUCCCGAAGGCUUGGCGUACAACAAGUUCAGCACAAAGUCCGACGUGUGGGCUUUUGGGGUGCUUCUCUGGGAGAUCGCCACAUAUGGCAUGUCACCAUAUCCGGGAAUUGAUCUCACAGAUGUAUUCCACAAGCUGGAGUCUGGCUAUCGCAUGGACAGACCGCCUGGAUGUCCGCCCGAAGUGUAUGAUCUGAUGAGACAGUGCUGGCAGUGGAAUGCCCAAGACAGGCCCACAUUCAAGAGCAUCCAUCAUGCUCUUGAGCAUAUGUUUCAGGAAUCUUCCAUCACUGAAGCCGUAGAAAAACAAUUGCAAGGUGUAGCGCAGGUUCCCACAUUAACGCCGCAGAUGGGAAAGAAGAGCCAAAUGAGCAUUCACAGUCCACCACCGCCGCCGCAGCAGCAACACGAGCAGGUUGUGACGACACCGAUGUCAGAAACUGGUUCAUCGUCCACGAAAUUGAGCACUUUUUCAACCGCCAAAAUGGGAAGUGUCCAGAUGAGACGGACGACUAACAAGAAGGGAAAGACUGCUCCUGCUCCGCCGAAGAGAACUAGCCUUCUCUCCACGAGCCGGGACUCUACAUAUCGUGAGGAUGACGGAAAGUUGCUAGACGAGCUCAAUACCAAUGGCAUGACACGCGAUGGUACGCUGGGAAAUCGCGAUUCGGAGAAUGACGGAGCGGAAGUGACACCAGACACGGACACAGAUAGUCAGGAACAGAUGCACCAAAGACAGCAGAGUGGCUCUUUCAAACGUGUGACACCCGUGAUGGGGAAUCGUGGCUUGGAGACGCGCAAUAGCAAGAGAUUCCAACAGAGAAAGGAGCCAGCGACCACGGGCAGUUCAUCUGGCGGUGAGACUGCAUCGCCAGUGACUGUGGGCGCCCUGGAGGUGCAGAAUGUCAAGAGAGCCAUCAAUCGCUACGGCACUUUGCCGAAAGGCGCACGAAUUGGGGCAUAUUUGGAAUCUCUGAGGCAGAACACAACGCCAGACUCUGGCACGGCAACAACCUCCCAGUCAUCGCUCACGCAAGAGAAUAGUGCUGGAGCUGAAGUGGUGAAUUCCACGCCGCCAGCAGCUGCGAGUGUCCUGUCACCGAGGAAUCAUAUCAAGAGUCAGCCACAGAUGAUCCGCAGUAACUCCUCAGGUGGCGUGACAAUGGCCAAUUCCGCAUCGGCGAGUCUCAAUAAAUUGCAGCGUCAUCGCACCACCACGGAUGGGAGUAUGAUAACGUUCUCCUCUUUCCGAGGAGCUGUCAGUGGCAGUCCGAAGAGGAGUUUUCAGCCAACACUUGCCGAUUUGGAGUUUCCACCACCUCCACUGGAUCUUCCACCGCCGCCUGAGGAAUUUGAGACGCCUGCUAUGGAGAUUGACGUGUUGCCACCUCGUGAGCCCGCUUCGGCUGCUGGUAUUACUCAAUCGCAGAUCCUGACGCCAUCCUAUGACGUCUCCAACACGGAGCCAAGUGUGGAGGAAGCUUCAUCGAGAUUCGGUGUGAGUCUGCGCAAGCGAGAGCCCUCCACAGACUCGUGCAACUCCUUGGGCAGUCCAGCUGUGGACGCAAUUGCCGAGGGGAAUGUGAAGGAGAAGCUGGAGAUGAAGUUGGUGGCGGAGAUAAAGGAGCGUGCUGGUGAUCAGCAGAAAGUGCCAAAAUUGCCACCUGAGGCCAAAGGCGUGGAUCCCGUGUCGCAAUUGGUGAAUGAGUUGGCGGAAAGCAUGAACCAGGGCCGUGUGGACAUGAAGAAACUACCGCCGAAGCCCAUGGUGGAUAAUCACGCGACAUUCAAGAGUCAGCUGAAGAAGGUGGAACCAAAGAAGGUGCUCGGCGAGAAGAAGGACGAGGCCAUAAUUGACUUCAAGUCGCGCCUACGCAAGGUGGAGUGUGACGUGGAAGAGAGUGGCCACGAGGAGAAGCGCAAUGGCGAGGCGAGGGAGGUGAAAAAGACUGAAAUCAAAAUAGAUAUCCAGGGUGAGAAGGCGCCGGAGAAGGGUGAGGAGGAGGAUAAGAGGAAGAGUACAGGAAGUAUCAAUAGUCUGAAGAAAUUGUGGGAGUCCAAAGACACAAUGGCUCCGGAGAAUCCGCCACCGGUUCAGCUCAGUCCGAAAUUGUGCCUCAAGAAGGCAUCAACUGGUGAUGAGGAGACACCGGAAGAGGGCCAGAAUGCAAAUUUGGGCACCAGCAAGAAGCCCGCUGUUCCCAUGAAGCCCACUAAGCUCACAAUCUACGCCACGCCAAUUCCGACAAAGGCGCCCGCCCAGGAGCAAAACACUUCCAUCACGGCCACCAUCAGUCGCGAGGGCAUUCUGGAGUUGGUGACUCUGCUGGAGGGCAGCCUGAAGAUUCCCGUCACCGCAAUCUCGGCCUCACAGUGGCUCCAGCUCAGCGAUAAGCUCAACAUUUUGCAAAACUCCUGUGUCACUUUUGCAGAUAAGGAGACAAUGCCGCCACAUUCCAAGUUCCACUUCCGCGAGCUCGUCACCCGUGUGGAAAAUCAAUCGCGGAGUCUUCGUUCUGCGGGCAGCAAGAAUGUCCAGGACAAUGAGAAGCUCGUGCUCGAGGUGGGACAGUCCCUGAAGCAGAUAUCAAAUGCACUUCACAGCAAACCACUGAAAAGUUAUUGAGUUCUUGAGAGAGAGAGAGAGAGAGUCGAGAGACAGAAAGAGAGAGAGAGAAAUGAGUUGUUUUUGCAAUAUAAUUUGCAAAGAAAUAUACAUUAAAUGCAAUAGUGGAAUGAUGAAAAGAAUGUAAACCUAAUGUACUCUUUUUUAUAGUGACAGAUAGUGAAGAGAAGAAAAGUGGAAACAAUGUAGGGAAAAAUAAAGUUGGAAGGGAGAGAUUGAGAGAGAAGAAAAGGUAUUGAAAGAAGAGUGAAAAAAUUCUUUUUCUUUUAGGAAACUUACAAUACAUUAUUCUAGUCGUAGUGAUAAGGGUGUAAGGCUUUUCCUUUGUUCAUUUUUGUUUUCUUUGUGUAAUUUUUACAAUGAAGAUCGGGCGAGGGAGGAAGAAAAACAGGAGAUCAGAGGUGAAGUAGUGAAUAACUUGCGUUUUAUUUCAAUUAUUAUUUUUUGUUAGAAUAAUAAAUGCAGAUCUUAUGAGAAAAAAUGUCAUGAUUAGAUAGAUGGGAAAUAAUAAAUAUUGGAAUGUAGGAUAUUUCUUCAAAACUACCCCAAAGAUAGUCUUCUUAUCCAAUCGUAUAUAUUUUUUCCUUCGCAAGUUAACAGCAGUGAAUUUUCAACACUACUACAAGAAAGAAAGAAAAAAACCAACACGUUUUAAACGAUACACUAUUUUAGUGUCCAGUAGCCACAGCUAAAGUAAUAAUUCUUAAUAGAAAGUCAAGUAUUCAAUGUCAGAUAAGUUUAAAGAAGAAGAAAACAAUUAUCUUACUGUGUAUUUUUACUGUGAGACGAAACUAAAGUGAAAGGAUAAAAGAAUGAUUUUCGACUUAUUUCAUUGAUGAUGCAUAAAAGAGAGGUGAAAGUCUAGGUAUUUUAAAAAAUUAUUAAAGAAAAAAAAACUAUGUAAGACCAAUAUUAUUAAACAAUUUCUUCAAUAUAUUGACGAAAUAAAUAUUUGUAUUAACUUAAAAAAAAACAAAA